AACACUUCCUGCCACUUCUUGUCAGUUUGUUGUUGUUGACUAAAGUCUGAAGUAGUUUUCUUCCAACGUGUCGCUUACUUUAUUAACUUAAUGUUACAAAAGACAAAUAGAACCGACAGAGCUUAGGUAAUUCAGUUAGCAUUAGCCGCCGUUAGCUUCGGUCGUUCAGCGGCGGCUGUUAGUUGUUAGCCGGCAGGAUGAGCUCCUUCGCGGGCCUGGAAAGAAACACUUCGUGCCGCUCCUGUCAGUUUGUACCCCGUUUGUUGUUAGUGAACUAAAGGGGCGCUUUUAUUAACGCAAUGUUGUAAAAACAGAGUCAAGCUAAUGCGCGAGGCCUAGCCAGUUAGCAUACGCCGUUAGCCGCAGUUAAGAGUAGAAGGGAUACAGCUACGGUGACGACCGUUACGUUUCGGGAAAAGAUCUUGGUUUGGACUAAAACACUCCCGAGGAACGAACACUCGUUUCCUGGGUGAAGGUAUUAAAAUAUAUUAUUAUAUUAUAGUAGAUUUAGCGUAACGUUCGUCCGUAGCUGUAUCCCUUCUAGCUGUUAGCCGCAGUUAGCUUCGGUUGUUCAGCGGAAGAAGCGGCGGCUGUUAGCCGGCAGGAUGAGCCCCUCCGCCGGCCUGCACACCCAGCUGGCCGCCGUCAUGGAGUCUCUGGUUCACGCUGCGGUGGCGGAGCUCAAGAAGCUGGUGGAGGACAGCUCGGCCUUCGUGCUCCACCUGGAGGUCCGGGCCGGAGAGAAGCUUCCUCCGCCGGUCACACUGCAGGCCGAGAGCCGGGAGAAGAUGGUGCAGUUUGCGGCGGUGAUGGAGACUCUGGGGAACGAGGCUCUGGGGAAGAUCAUGAACGUGGUGGAAGAAGCCAAACUGCUGCUGGAGCCCGAAACCACCAAGAGACGGGUCAGCAAGAGACCUCAGACCAGCAUCCUGUACAUCCUCAACGAUACACGCACCGGGGCCGAGCACUCGUACGGAGCCCGACCGGAGACUUCCAGCAUGCACAGAUCCACUCAGACCAAACAGGAGCAGGAGGAGCCUGAGAAGCCCUUUGUCCCGGCCGUCACCAUUAAAGACGAACACGGAAACGUGGACCUGUGCGCCAUCACUCUCAGAGCGGAGAUCGAAGCGGCACCCCCACCACCGCCCCCACCGGUGACCUCUGACCUCCAGCCCUUCGUCCUGCAGAGCGUGACCUGGAAGUACUUCACGUGCACUUCCUGCGGUAAGUCCUUCUCGUCCCAGAGCAACCUGAAGAGCCACUACCGGAUCCACACCGGCGAGAAGCCUCACGCCUGCGGCGUGUGCGGCCGAGCCUUCCGCCUGGCGGCCGGCCUGAGGAACCACGCCGCCACGCACACCGGCGAGCGCCCGCACCGCUGCCCCGUCUGCGGCAAGAGCUUCACCAAGCCGGCGCAGCUGAAGACGCACGCCGUGGUGCACACGGGCGAGAGGCCCUACGCCUGCGCCGCGUGCGGCAAGCGCUUCAACGUGCUGCAGAACCUGCACCGGCACGAGCACACGCACACCGGCGAGAAGGUGUUCGUGUGCGGCGUCUGCGGCAAAGGCUUCACCCGCGCGGUGACGCUGAAGACGCACCGGCUGAUCCACACCGGCGAGAAGCCGCUGCAGUGCGAGCUGUGUCCCAAGACCUUCAGGCACGCCGUGAACCUGAAGAACCACCAGAGGAUCCACAGUGGGCUCCGGCCACACAGCUGUGAGCUCUGUGGGAAGAGCUUCAGGCAGUCAGUCAACCUCAAGAUCCACCGGCGCAUCCACACCGGCGAGCGCCCGUUCGGCUGCCAGGAGUGCGGCAAGACGUUCAGCCAGCAGAGCAGCCUGAUCACGCACGGCCGCACGCACUCCGCGGAGCGCCCGUUCAGCUGCAGCUACUGCGACAAGAGGUUCAACAACAGCAACAGCCUGAAGCUGCACCUGCGGGUGCACACCGGCGAGAAGCCGUACGGCUGCGACAUCUGCGGCAAGACCUUCAGCCAGUGCAGCCACCUGCGCACGCACAAGAGGCACAUCCACGCCGGGGGCAAGCAGUUCAUCUGCGACAAGUGUGGGAAGACGUACUCGGACCGGAGGAACCUCAAGCUGCACAAGUGCGGCUACGCGUGAACAAAGACACUAAAAUCAGCCGUUUCUUCAGUGGAGUCUGGCACAGGCGACAUUACAACUCCAACGUUAUUAGAGAUUAAAUAUCCGAGUUUCUCAAAGUCAAAGCUGUUUAAUAUUAGAGAGAAGAAAUCGCCAUAUUUUAGAGGCUGAAAACAUCCUUUUCUGCCUUUUUUGCAUGAAAAAUAACUUGAAUCGAUUAUGAACAAGAAUCUACAAGCAGGAAUAGAGACGUUAAAUCAGCCGUUUCUUCAGUGGAGUCUGGCACAGGCAACAUUACAACUCAAACGUUAUUAAAUAAUGUUUUGUCCGAGAUAAAAUAUCCGAGUUUCUCAAAGUCAAAGCUGUUUAAUAUUAGAGAGAAGAAAUCACCAUAUUUUAGAGGCUGAAAACAUCCUUUUCUGCCUUUUUUGCAUGAAAAAUAACUUGAAUCGAUUAUCAACAAGCAGGAAUAGAGACGUUAAAUCAGCCGUUUCUUCAGUGGAGUCUGGCACAGGCAACAUUACAACUCAGAACGUUAUUAAAUAAUGUUUUGUCCGAGAUAAAAUAUCUGAGUUUCUCAAAGUCAAAGCUGUUUAAUAUUAUACAAAAGAGAGAAGAAAUCACCAUAUUUUAGAGGCUGAAAACAGCCUUUUUUUGCAUGAAAAAUAACUUGAAUCGAUUAUGAUCAAGAAUCUACAAGCAGGAAUAGAGACGUUAAAUCAGCUGUUUCUUCAGUGGAGUCUGGCACAGGCAACAUUACAACUCCAACGUUAUUAGAGAUUAAAUAUCCGAGUUUCUCAAAGUCAAAGCUGUUUAUUAUUAGAGAGAAGAAAUCACCA
This is a messenger RNA of Perca flavescens (yellow perch), 2941 nucleotides long. RefSeq names its product zinc finger protein 771. The record is from RefSeq and is a predicted model, not a curated record. Gene Ontology annotation, biological process: regulation of transcription by RNA polymerase II. Lineage: Eukaryota; Metazoa; Chordata; Actinopteri; Perciformes; Percidae. Bases 606 to 2123 code for a protein of 505 amino acids. The transcript has 6 exons. Gene Ontology annotation, molecular function: RNA polymerase II cis-regulatory region sequence-specific DNA binding; DNA-binding transcription factor activity.